Messenger RNA from Insectozyma verbasci, 2262 nucleotides. The record is from the annotation of a GenBank genome assembly. Lineage: Eukaryota; Fungi; Ascomycota; Pichiomycetes; Serinales; Debaryomycetaceae.
AUGGCUGAAUUAAAUAGAAGAUACGACGACAUUGAAAUUUUAGAAAUACCUGAUGAUGAUGAUGUGUCAGUAUCAUCAGAGACAGAAGUAGCCAUUUCUGAAAAUGAAGAAAGUCAAAAAAUUGCAGAAGAUGAAACAUCAACAAAUUUAGAUGAGGGAAACACUUCAGUAUUUACCAUUAAUAACGAUUUUCCAGAAUUAUCAGAUUGGAUAUCAAAUGAUAAGCCAUUGAAAUUUCAAUUCGAUAAUAAAUCAUACAAGAAAACAAUAAAUAUUAGUGACAAUUUUCAAAAGAAAUAUAUUUGUUACAUCAAUUCAAAUUAUAAAGUAUUGGAAAAAUUAACAAAGAAUGAACUUAUUACUGAUAAUUAUAAUGAUACAAUUGGUCUAAUUACGAACUCAUCACUCACCAGAAAGUCAAAAGUUAUAGAUGAAGCAUUUCAGGAGAUUUUAGAAAAUUUAAACAACUUGAUACUUAAUGAGCAAGAUUCGGAGAUUGAACCUUUUCAAUUCAUGAAAUUUAUAUUGUUAUGUCUAUAUUCAAAUAAUUUUUAUCAGAACUUAACUGAAAAACCAGAAUUAAUAAAAGAUUGGGUGAAUAAUUUUGAUCCACAACCUUCUCAAGAAUUAGUAGAAGAAAUUAUGAUAUCUAAUCCUAAUCCGUACCUACAUCCGCAAUUUUGGAAUACAUUGUUAAGUAAAUUUAUUAUUCGUGGAUUAUUUGAUCAAUGUGAAAGUGUCCUUGAAAAUUCCAAUUAUCAAGAAUUGGAAAAUAAAUGUGAAGAUUUAUAUAAUGCAAUAAAUGACUUAAAAGCAUUAUUAUUUGAUUAUACAAAUUUUGCCAAAAAGGGUCAAUUUGCACAAUGGAAAUUACUUGCUUGUGAAUAUAGAGAUUCGUUAACUGAUUUGAAAAAUAAUGUCCAUGAUCCAACUUAUAGAACUAUAUUUAUGCAAAUAUUUGAUUUAGCUUGUAUUAUAACUGGUUUACCUAAGACUAUUACUAGUUUUUGUGAUUAUUGGUAUGAAGUGUAUUUGGGUCUUUCAUUAUAUCAAAUACGAGAUAAUGAAGAAGUAUACCAAGAUUUUUUUGAAACUGCAAAAAUAGAAAUUCCACCAAUUAAAUCAACUAGUCAAGAUUUGGAAGAAAUGACAGAACAUUGUUUUAUAGAUAUUUUAAAAGGAAAUUAUUUAAAAGUCUUAGAAACGUUAUUUACAUUGGAUCAAUUCACAGCUGCUUAUAUUGCUGAACUACUAGAAUUAAAGCAAUUGUUGAGAGACUACUAUUUGAAAGAUGUUAAAAGAGACGAGGAACUCAAUUUGAGAAGUUUGACAAAUUCAAAAACCAUAUCGGAAUAUUUUUUAACCAGACAUGCUUUUGAUUGUUUAAAUAUUCAUGAUUUAGUACCUGUUGCAAUUGGAUUAUUACUCAAUGAAGUAAUAAAUACAUCAAAAAAUGCAAUUACUAAUAAUAAAACAACUAUAGGAUCUUUUCUUCCUAACUUUCAUUGCAAAACUAAUGAUGAUCUCGAAUGGUGUUUGACAAUAUGUGCAAAUUUAGGAUUAGUUUCAACUGCAAGAGAAUUAUAUUAUAGAUCUGGUUUGAAAUCAUUAGAUGAAGGAUAUUUAUUCGAGGCUUUAAAUUCAUUUGUUAAAUGUUUUGAUCCUGAAGAUGUCAAUUUCAGUUUAAAUCAUUCGAAUAUAAGUAGUAUGAAAAAGAUUCAUUAUAUAAUAUGGGAAUUAAUCUUCCUGAAUGCUUUAGUUGAUAACAAACCAAUAAAUGAUGAAUUAAUUAAUAACAUCAUUGAUAAACAAAUUGAUUUUGAAAUUCAUCCAGUAAUAAAACAAAGUUUAUCUCCAUACGGAGUAUUAAAAGAAUUCUACGACUCAAUUCCAAGAGAAGACAUCAAGUUAUCUAAAAAAUUAUCAAAAAUAACUCAUUUAUUAAGAUUCAACUUUUUACCAAAGAAAUUUUAUCCAUUAUUAUUAGCUCAAUUUGUACAUUUUCUCAAGAAUGAAAAGUAUCAUUUCCAACUACCAGAUUUGAUUUUAAUUAUUGAAUUGAUUGAUAAUUUUGAAACUGAUUCAAAUGAGGAAGAAAUUGAAGAAGGUGAAAGUUUAUACUUAUAUUCGAUAAAUAAUAUAAAAGAUAAAUCAGAAUUCGAUUGGAGAAAUAUUGAUAAAGUUCCUCCUAAUGUCAAAGAUUUAGUUAAAACUUUACGAAAUAGUAUAGCUAUUAAAAUAGGGCAAGUAUUUAUAGAAUAA